Molecule: messenger RNA, 6735 nt
Organism: Pseudo-nitzschia multistriata
Lineage: Eukaryota; Bacillariophyta; Bacillariophyceae; Bacillariales; Bacillariaceae
Source: the annotation of a GenBank genome assembly
AACCAAAGAAAACAACAGAUAUCUACAAAUAACAAAAAAGAAAUCAAAUACAGUAAUAACCAACAGCAACGAAAACGCAACGAAAAAUAUGAAAAGCAAUUACCAAGGAACAACAACCAGCACCAACAAAAAAGAAAAACACGAAUCCGAAGCCGACCUAUCGAAUUCCCCAUUCGUCGAAGAGAGAAACUGUGAUUCGUCGUCCUUAUUCCUCGGCGUUUUUGACAAACGCUACCUCAAAACUGUGUAUGGGAUGUUGCACGGAAUAACAUCACUGUUAGCAGUAAUUUUUGGUAACCUUGUCUUCAUCAAUCGUGUUUUGCUUGGAGGGACACGUAGCAACAACCUUGACGUCCUAUUUCACGCCAAUAACUUCAUCGGAUGCGCAAUCACCGCCCUCUUCUUUUGGAACAAGGUCCAAUCUUGGCAACUUUCGACCACAACAAUGAAAGAAAAGGGGAUUACACCGCAGACUAUGCAGCAGUUGAAUCAGGGAAGGGGGGUUAUCUCAAUGAUGAUCUUUUCCGCAUUUCCCCUUGCAUGUCAUUAUUCAGAGUCUCAUAAUUUCUUGGAGAGCAGGUUUUUCUCAACAACGUUGGCCCUCACCCUGAUGACUGGUUCGGCUUUCGUAUUUUACGUCUUUAGGGACUACGGGAAAGUUCUUUGGAUGGUCUACGGGAUGACCCCCAUGGCUGUUGGAAUUUGCAUCUUUCUUUUUGGAACGAUCGCUUCCCUGAACGAAGUCUGUCCGUUAGUUUUGGAUCGCAUCCAAACCGAAGCCUCCUAUGUUGUUAGUUGUACCCAAGUUGGAUUCCUACUAUAUUAUCUGUAUAGCCGCAAGCUUGUCACCAAGGCAACAGUCCAAAAGAUAUGCAAAACCUAUCAUGUUACCCUGAGCGUUGCAUAUUUGCUCCGUCUCGAACAUGACUUGUUGAUUUAUUGCACAAAUUCUAGCAACAGCAACAAUCUUCUUCCGGGGCCUAUGCUGAUUCAACCAAUGAUUCUGACGAUGGCCAUGUCCGCCAAAUUGUUGCCCCUCCUUUUCAAAAUGGGUUUCCAUGUAGUAGAUAGGUUGAAGUGUGUUACCCUUGCAGGCAUUCAGAUGUCUCGACGAACACAUGGAGUGAAAAAAAAAGGUGGUCGCUUUGGGAGAAACAAAUUAAGUCCGACGAGUUGUCACCAUCUUCAACUCGAGAACAUAGAGGACGGGAGACGACACUGUUCACGAGACGGCCAAGGAGGCAAUCCCUUCGUACUUCCGCUCGUUUUGAGGCGGCUAUUCAUAGAUAGAGAGAGAGAGAUACSUAACCAAUAAUUAGAAUAAGCAAUGAACCAAAAAAAAUUUCAUGAUCAAUCCAGCACUCCCUCUGCUAUUGAAUAAUUUAUGUCAUAUCCACUAGUAGUAGUAGUAGUAGUAGCAGCAGCAGCAGCAGCAGCACCCAUAAAUACAGUAUCAAAGUACUCAAUCCCAAGCUUGCUCUCUGUUGUACUUAUUGCAUCACCAAAGGGAUAUGAAUAUGAUCACACUACGGGUACUAGUACUAAUGGGUCACUUCCUUAUACAUUGAAUUUAUGCUAACAAACUCCAUGUUGUUGAGUAUACAAGAUUAAGUAGUAUGUGAGUACUGAACAUAGAAUCAUAGGUAUUGAAUUAUUGCAUGCUACAUGUGCUUAAUUUGGAAUAUGGAAUUUGGCUUGAAAUUAACAGAAAAUAACUGCAUUCUUGCUAAAUAUUGAGAACACAUGGUGCCAGCAAGCACGUCAAAACACUAAGUACUAUUGAGAACACAUGGUGAAGUAAGUGGGCCAAAACAAAUCCAAAAUACCAAGAAAACUGUCAAUAACAACAACAGCAGGUCCCACACAAUUAAGCUAUUACUCUGCACAAGAUUAYGUGUACUCUGAGUAUGUUUUAAGUGUGUAUGAAAAUUGAAUUAUAAGAUUAGAAUUAUUCAAAGAUUACCGAGCGUGUUCACGAGAAUUCUGAAGUUCGGAUUAGAUCCUCAUGUAGAUCUGGUACUGAAUCUACAUGAAGGUUCUUCUAUUCCGGACUCGUGACAUCUCUGUUCUUCGUGAGGUAUUCUCGAAUGAUAUCUUGGACCUCUUACAAUCCUCAAUACGAAGGAUUGUAUGAUAUAUAUAUAUAUAUAUAUAAAUAGUACAUUAUGAUUCAUAGGUAGGAAUAGUAUGUUCAUCUAUUCCAGGGGAGCAUCAUUUAUACGUAUGCUCCUAAUACAGUACGUACGUAUUCUUCCAAUACAGUACGUACGUAUACGUUGCAUACUCUGUACUUUUCUCUACAGUACUAUCACCACAAACUAGCCUGUAAACUCACAAAAAGGACCAUGAAGACAAUGAAGAUCCUCAAUGGACUCAUGUCAACAGGAACUAAAAGUCGAGUACCCUGAGAACCCCCAGAACCGCAGGGAGGAACUACACCUGGGAAUGUGGUGUAAUUUGAGGCGUCUGCUUAGGCAUUGAUUCUGUCACUGAUUCCAGACACCACAAAAAACAAAGUCAGUUCUGAACUCAACAAUCAGCAUGGUCUUAACGAAGCUGCAGCAGCUAAUGUCAACCUGAGGAGGCAGGAGGUCUGGAACAUGAAACUUUACCACUCAAGAAAUAAUUGAUUUAAUGUAUGCCAACUUGGUAUGGCUUCCUCCUAUUGGGACUGAUCAGUGGAAUUAAGUAGAAUUGACUCAUGCUCUGAACUAUCCUCAUGCCAAUAGAGAUGUCAACUCCAUUUGUAAGAAGUAUUCAUCUCUUUAUAGGAAAAAUAUCCCUACUGGUGAUCCAAACUGUCCUUUGGCAGUGAGGCUGYUGGUCAGGAGGGCCAAGGGCUUGAUUGGAGAGAAGGCUGAGGACAUUGGAGGAGAUGGGGAGGAGCACUUUGAUAUACAAUGUUCUUACUCAUGACAGGAACAAUGGCACCAACACCAACAACAACAUUAACACCUCCACUAAGUUUCAUCAAAAGAAACAGAAGAUUCACAAGAACUUACUCAAUAAAAAGAGACUCAGACUACCAAUGGCRCAGCUGUUGCAGUUGCAGUUUUUGAUGCAGGUGCAAGUGUUCUUGGAUCCCUUGUCACCAUUGCCAUGCAGCACUUCAGUCCUAAAGCCAGCAAGAAGCACAAAGCACAGAUAGCAGCAGCAGUGAGAAUCUAGCAACAGUUUAUCAGAUCCCGAUUAGUCAAGGACAAAUCCUCCCAUUGUCACAUUUAUAAUUUACAUUAAAUGUAUCUAUCUUAUCCAAUUAGUAGUAACACUAAUCAACUUUAAGAAUUUGGUCCAUGCAGACUGCUGCAUUAUGGGAAGAGCAAGUGAGUUAGCUCAUGUUAUUCCAUACUAUUUCUACAUGGUAUUCCAUGUUAUGUUGGAACUUUCAAGUUCAACUGGCACCUAAGAAUACUCCAACAUGCAUUGCUUUCAUGUACUAUAUACUACAAAACAAAUAUUUUUAUUGCACUUAUUCCCGUUGUCUUAUUAUUGAAUUUUGCUAUCAUUUGUUUAUCCAAAAAGUAUAUUUCUUAUUGCUUUUGAUUUAAUGCCUUAAUGCUUAAACAUUUCAAUGGGUGCUUCUAUGCUUCAACAGACCAUGUGAAACUUUGAAAAAUUCAAAUAACACAUACAAACAUGUGCAAAUCCAAUUUAACACAAAGUAUUGCAUAGCUUUGCUCUUCCCUCCUCCACAGCUCUGUAGCUCACUUUGCUGAUAUGAAUUAGCUUAAACUUGUUUAGUUGUGCUACUUCUGAUUGAUUGAAAAUGAUAGGUAUUCUUGUCCUUUGUUUGGCUGUAUUGUUGUAUUGCUGGUGCAUCAUUGUUUUGUUGUUUUGUUCCUUUGUUCCUUUGUUGUUUUUGUUUUUGUUGUUGUAUUGUAGUAUUGUUGUUGUGUUUCCGCAGAUAUCCAGUUGUUGUUAUGUUGUUGUGUUUCCUCUAGACUCUUCUCACCAAAACAAAGUUGUUUGCAUCCUUGUCAAUUGUUGUCAUUGGAUGUGAGAAGAAGAACCCCCUUUUCCAUUGAUCAUUGGGCAUGAACACAUUCAGGAUCUGAUUGAUGCCUACAGUGCUGGCCUGAUAAUUGUACAACAUGAUCACUGUGUUCAAGACAAGAACUUUCUUCUUUUCACCACCAUGGUCCUCAAGCCUGAUCCUGUCCUUCAGCCUUGGAGAGGGAUUAUCCUCAUGCCCCACUCAGACAGCUGUCUCAAUGAUGCAGGUUGGCAAUUAAUGAAUAUAGCAGCUCUAGUAGCACUUGCAUUGACCAGGAAGUCUGGAUCCCUUUGAGCACUCCUGACAAGACAUGGUUUACCAAGUAAGCUGAAGGCUGAGUCAACCAUGACCUUUGCUCGUCCGUACAAGUUAUACUACAUGCCCUCCAUUCUAUUGUAGACACCAUACUACUCUGACAUGGUGCUAUUGUGCCAAGACCUAGGACAGUUGAAAGUGCAAGCUCUGAUUUUGCCAUCAGGAGCCAAGACAAAGAACCUAUUGACAUACAUAUCACAUGUCCAUCCAUUGUAGUGGCACAUGUUCUAUGUUGCCCAGUUUGAAGAGGUCUGCAAUCCAAGCUUCAGGCCGUCUGCAGAACCCUAGACUCUUUGUUCUCCAAGGAGUGGGCAUUUUUCACUGAUAGCAGCAACAUAAGCAUCAAUAUCCUCUCUGAAGGGAGCUCUGACUCUGGUGUCUGGAUGGUCUUGCAAGACAAAGAGGAGAACACCACACCUGGAGAACUUGACCCAUUUGUACAUCACUGUUGAUGUGAGUCCAAAUGUCACAAACAGCCCUCUUGCUACUGAAUCACAGGUCAUGAACCAGUAUAACAGUAAUCCAAGACAAGAAACCAGCAGGGUGUUUACUUCCCUGUGUUUUCCCUUUGGCAUGAUUCCAUCAUUCCUGUGGAAAAAUAUUCUUCUUACUAUGCAACCAAUUGCUUCAUCAACCAUGUAGAGGUUGAAUACUGGUGCAUAGAGUGCAAGGAGACCUCUGAAGAUCAUGUGGUCUACAACGACCACAACGACAGUUUAGAAGAGCCUGUUUGUUGUUGCCAGAACGAAACAAGUGGAGGCAUGGAGACUGAUUGCAUCUCCUGAUUGCAAGCCUUUGGGUUCUUCUCCUAUCCCUAAUAUCCCUMUCUUCUGGAGACAAAUUGUCCUGCUUGUCUAGCUCAUACUAGUGGAGAGCUAAGCAAAGGAUGAUCAAUUCUAGGGACAUGGUCCUUUUUUGUAGUAGAGUGCAAAGUGGACUGGUGGUUCUUGUCUCCUGCACUGCAUUGACGUUCAUUUGAUGCUGCUACAGCUAUCUUUUUCCUAUUUUUUAGAUUAGUGGUGACACUUGCUGGGAUUYCUUUUGAGAACACAAGUUGACACUUGAGUCACACUUUAGUAGCUUCAUUUUUGGGGCACCAUUUUUGGCUCCUGUGGCUCUUCAUGAUUCAAAAGCCUUGAAUCAAGGAUUCCAAGAAAGUAUGCUGUGUAUGCAUAGUACUUUUUUGCUGUUGUAGAGAGUCUGCAACAACUCCCUUCUUUUUUAGCAUGACUGAAAAUUAAAUGUAAUUAUAUAGAUUCAAUGAUUGUGGCAAUGAUCCAAUAUUCACAUGGUGUUUUGAGUAAGGUCUGAUAGACAUGGGGGGGGGGCGCUCAGUGAAUCGUAACCGAAGUGUCGUAGCCAGGUAUGGCUUUGUGAGUUUCGGUUGUCAUGAAGUAACAGGUACCACAACUCACACAUCACUGCUYAGAUUUUUGAACUAAACCCUCCAACGCCUCGCGGCGUCGUCGGGAGGAAGUCUCAAAAUCACACCARGUKUCAUCCACGCGCACGAGCGCUGCGACACCGAAUUGMUKGRACACGGGUUUUUGUGAGCAGUCCAGCUAUCGGGUAUAUUUUUUACGCUCAAAAUAUCAAAACGAUUGAAAAAGCAAUAGAACAUUGUGCAGAUGUUGCAAGCACACAGGGUAACAAGUUAGUUACUAGUUAGCUUGUUAGUCAGUGACUGAUUUCGUCUCUCAAACAGUUUGACCCAUAUCGGUUAGGUAAACGAAAGAGGGAGUUUGUGUUUGUGAAUCCGUCCAUAGAGUCGCGACGGGGGCUGUUGCUCAGAGAAGGCAAAAAAGGGAAAUCCAAUCGUACCACGAAUGGAGGACCAAACUGCGCUCGUACGCGUCGACCUCGUCUGUUCCCGCCUCCACUUUUCGGAGGAACGAUCACAAAUUAAAACGAUUACAGCAUCCGUCACUAAGAUUUGGAGCAUCAGCAACAGCUGCAAGAACAACCGUACUGUAGAUGUAUGGUGAAUCUUUCGGAAGAAAUGCCUACAUCAUAGCUAUCCUCCUGAGGGAUCAUUGAUAUUGCAAGGAUAACAAUAGUGCCAACUUGUCGAAACGAAAAUGAAGAGCAAUCGAGACAAACAAUGACGAAAUGUCAACAAUAUCAUGUUAUCCCUGACGCCCGAUAGAAUGCAACAGGCCAAGAGAAUUCGAUGCGAUCGAAUGGUUGCGAUAGUUCUUGCCGUCGUGCUGCUUGUAUGCCCACCGCUCUGUCAACCUUCAUUAUUUUGUGUUGGUUUCGAUGCGAUUGGUUUCUUGCGGAAAAGCAACACGUCGCAUAGACUACCAUGUUUACAGCAUCAAUGGCAAAUACUAUUGUCAGCAAAAAACAAGGAUCAUAAUGACACCACCAUUAUUCACAACUGGUGGAACGUAAUCCUCCGUAUCAGAUAGCAUAGAGUGAUACAU